This is a messenger RNA of Mycosarcoma maydis (corn smut), 1299 nucleotides long. RefSeq lists its product as uncharacterized. The transcript has a single exon. Lineage: Eukaryota; Fungi; Basidiomycota; Ustilaginomycetes; Ustilaginales. The record is from RefSeq and is a predicted model, not a curated record. Bases 1 to 1299 code for a protein of 432 amino acids.
AUGCAGCUUAGCAUGUUAGCCUUCCCAUCCGAACGCAGUCGCUCGGACGACGAAAGUAUCUUCACUACAGAAUCCUCCAUCACCGUCACCUCGGACCGGUAUCUUGCUCCUCAUCUCAACGGCUUUAGUCGCAGCGCAAGUGCGAGCAAGGUCCGAGGUCAAUUCUCUGGCGCUUACCUUCAGACACCGUUUGCUCAACCUGGUCUCGUCGAUAGAGAGUAUGUUCACGCCCACUCCAGUUUUUUGGCAACGAUCUCGGAUGACUAUCUCGACAGCUUCCUCAUGCCUCUUUCACGCAAUACUGAUGGUGCGAAACCCAAGUCUCGUCCACCGCGAAGCAUGAUGCCCGAACUCAAAGUGAUCGACAGUGAUACGAUGGAGGCAGCGUGGGAAGAUGAGAGUUGCGUGGACGGCUCGAGUCCUCACUUGGAACCGCACGAGUCGGACUCGGUGGAGGAUCGGUUCGAGAUGGAAGCAUUGCGAAGGCAGGUGGAGCAGUUACAGCUGGCUUUGCAGUUGCAAAGCCAGCAAUUGGCUCUGUUGGAAUCGCGAGCACAGCAUAGACCUCGUGCUGUCAGUUCUAGGUCGAGUCAGAUCUUGCAACAACAAGCAGCAGUGUACGACAUUGAUUCUUCCACCCACCUGCCUUCGCCAUCAACUCAUCAUCCACCUCCUUCGAUGACCCAGAGGUCCAUAUCACGUGCACCAUCAACCUCGCUUCGUUCGUCGAAGCUCCCUCCUGCACAUCUAGCUACCGCUCCUACAAGAGAGCUUCCACCAACACCAACCGUUCACCACCCAUUCGCCGACAGAUCCUCACCACGACCCUCCUCGUCUCUAACUGACCCCGACAAGCUCGAACAUCUCGACCGCAAAGUAGCCGUGCUUGAACAGCUCCUCGAGGCGCUCAACUCGCAAACGCACCCAGCUACCUCUCCCAAUCUCAUCUCCUCACCCUCUCCCACCACGAGCAGCUUAACCACUUUACGCACUAACGCAUCAACUCCGGACAGUGCAUCUGCUUUCCACUUCAAUCCCACACCGCCAGCGCCCAUCAGCAAUACAGCCAAAUUCACCACCAACAUGUUCCGGAUCAAGAAAGCCGCAACAGUGAGCAGCAGCGGCAAAAGUAGCUUCUCGGCAAGCAGCAUCCGGUCGGUCGAUAUUGAAGCGCAAGCCGAAAGCACAACAAGAGUCAGUUGGAGUCGCAAAAGAACCGAGAAAGUUGCACAACCUAAAGCCAAAGUUCGACAAGGUCCAGGUCGCGGUAGAAUGGUGAUUCGAGAAACAGCUGCCUGA